Messenger RNA from Naegleria gruberi, 1526 nucleotides. Its product is annotated as TPR repeat domain protein. NCBI's taxonomy places the organism in Eukaryota, Heterolobosea, Eutetramitea, Acrasida, Naegleriidae. Gene Ontology annotation, molecular function: protein binding. Bases 79 to 1503 code for a protein of 474 amino acids. The transcript is spliced from 3 exons. The record is from RefSeq and is a predicted model, not a curated record.
AGCAAACUCGUCUUUACCCUGUUGGAUAGAGCAAAAAAGUACUAGUAAAAUACAAAAAACUUCGGAACUCUCUCGGAAAUGAGCAAGGACUAUCAAUCAAAUCUGAUUAGAAUGCAACACCAGAUCAGAAAUAAUGCACAAGAAUACAAUGAGUUUGUAAAUGAUUUGCAAAAGUGGACAAAGGAAAUUUCUGAAAAGGAUAAAAAGUUGCAAGAAGGAGAAAAGAAGAAGAGUUAUCCACCUGUUAGAGGAAGUGACCCAACAACUACAUCGGCAACAACACAGCCAACCAGUGCAAAGGCUCAACCAACACAACUGGAUCCCGAUGAACAAGCAGAAAAAGCCAAAGAAACUGGUAAUGAAUAUUUUAAGAAAGGAGAUUUAAAUAAGGCUAUUGAAUUUUAUACAAAGAGCUUACAAUUCAAGCAAGAUGCAGUUGUGUACAGUAAUAGAAGUCAAGCACAUUUCAAAUUAUCUAAUUUUAUUGAAUCGGAAUUGGAUGCCACUCGAUCACUCUCAUUGAAUAGUAGUUAUGUCAAGAGUUACAUGAGAAGAGGUAUGGCAAGAAGAGAAUUGAAGAAAUAUAAGGAAUCUAAGGAAGAUUUUGAAUAUGCUAGAAAAUUAAAUCCUAAUCAUGUGGAAACUGAAAGAGAAUUAUUGAAAGCUAUCGAAUUAUUAAAGAAGAGUGAGGAAGGAAAGGCAAAAAAGGUUGUCAUUCAAGAGGAUGACGAUGAAGAGGAAGAAACAAAGCCAACUCCAAAACAAACAACUCAACCACCAGUAGUAGAAAAACCAAAAGAACAAUCGCCAGCAGUCACCAAAACAACAAUAAUUGCUGACGUUAAAAAACCUGUUGUGGAAGAGGAAAUUGAGGAUUUAAUUACAACAGGAGCAUCUAAGAACAUUAAGGAAAUGACCAAACAACCAACUCCUGAACCAAAGAAAGAACAACCAGCUAAGACCCAACCUAAAGUUGAACCAACUCCUGAACCAAAGAAGGAAGAAUUACCAAGAAGUGAACCUGUCAAGAAACCAGAACAAAAACCAAUUGUUGUUGAACCAGUCACAAAUAAGGAACCAGUUGUUGAGACUGUCAAGGUAACAAUCAAACCAACAUUCCCUCAAUCAGCUCCAAAAUCAUUCUAUGAAUUUGAAAAGCAAUAUAAGGAAUUAAGAGGUGAAGACUUUGCUAAUUAUCUCAGAAUCAUACCACCAACCCGAUUACAUUCAGUUUUGCAUGAUUCUUUGUCACCAGAAGUUUUAGUCACCAUUCUUUCAUCCAUACAUAAAUACUUUUUAGCCAAACCAUUCAAUAAGGAAGACGUGGAGAAUGCUUUUGAAUUAAUGCAAAAGAUUGCAGAUGUGAAUAGAUUCGACAUGACUGUCAUGUUCUUGGAGAGUUUAGAAAUGCAACUUGUCAAGGCAAUCUUUGAACUCUUUUAUCAAUUCAAUGGAAUUGAAACACAAAAGAUUGACUCUUUAAGAUCUAAAUAUGUUAAUUAAAUAUUCCAUUGAUUUCUUUGUAA